CCACUCCGGAUUUCACCAGCAGAGUGCUUUCAGUUUCGUUUUCUCUGAAAUGUGCAGUGGGAGUAAAGCAGAGGAGACACACCGAGACACACAGCUACAAUAACUACUCGCGUUCUAUCUACUACAGAAGUGUAAACAAAGAAACUUCUGUUCAACAUGGCCGACGAGCCAAUGGAAUUGGAAACACACAAUCAGACGUCGAUUCCGAGUCAGCUCAGAGCACAAGCUCCAGACAAACUGACCCCAAACACACAGACUCCUGUAGACAUGGACGUUGAUCAAUCCAGCGGUGGACACGAAGCACUGUCAAAUGACUCAUCUGAUGCUCCUACACAAUCUUCUGACCAGAAUCAAGAGGACUUGUACAGAGCAGUUCCAGGACGAUCAGAUUCUGUGGCUGUUGCUGCUGAUCAGAUUUCUUUAUCAAAGUCUGAGAAUUCUUCUACAGUAACUGGGGGACUUCACCAAAAUCCUCAAGACAUGGGAGCUUCAGGCCUGGACUUGUACAGAGCAGUUCCAGGACGAUCAGAUUCUGUGGCUGUUGCUGCUGAUCAGAUUUCUUUAUCAAAGUCUGAGAAUUCUUCUACAGUAACUGGAGGACUUCACCAAAAUCCUCAAGACAUGGGAGCUUCAGGCCUGGAUUUGUACAGCGAUCCCUCUGCAUCUUCAGCCACUUCUCAGGCUCUGAAUGGAUCUGAUGAGGAAGCACAAAAUCCUGCUGCUGUUGCUGAAGUUGUUAAACAGGUAACGGCAGAUAAGAAUGAGAUUUUACCUUCAGCUCCUCGGGACGUUGCUAAGUUUUCUGUGAAAGUGGACUGGUCAGGAGACCUACCUGAUAAAUGGAGAAAACAUCUGCAAAUAGCUCUUCAGACCUGGUGUAACUCUGAUCUAACAGGGAAUUGCAGUAUUGAUGUAGUUCACCUUUCACAAGAUGGCCACAAUGCAGAGGUGGAGGUAACGCCAUCAAGUGCUUUAAAGGACAUACAAACUGCCACUUUAACAUUCAAGCAGCUGAAGAAAGAAGCCAAAGUCUACUUUCAGAAAGGUGAACUGAUGCCUGAGGGUAAAUCUUCCACUCUGAAGGAGAACAGGAACGUGACUGCUGCUGCGACACAGGAAACAAUUGCAGAUGCAGGAGCUUCUUCUAUUGUCCAAAGACACAAGGAGAAUCCCGGAGCUUCUGGUGCUUUUACUGUCCCUCCAUUUUUAUACAUCUACCUGAUUCAAGCUUACAAGAAGGAGGUGGAAAAUAUAGAGAAUGAGUUUGGAGUUAAAAUACAAGCAGAAACCUGUAUUUCGUUCUCUGCUGAGAAAAGUGAAAGUGCUUCAAAUGUCAGAAGAGCUACUGAGGCCUUUUCUGAGCUUUACCUGUCUAACGCAAAUAAAACCAAAUCUAUUCCAAUUCCUCAAGCACACAUGGAGUCCGAAAUUAUGAAGGAAGUGCUGCAGAAUAUUCCAAAUGAUCAGACCAAGAUCAUGCUAAGCAUGUCAGCAAAUAACCACCUGCUGUUUGGGCCACAAGACAUUAUAUCCACGGUGGCAAAUCGGUUAAAUCUGGAUGGAGGUGAUGCAUCAUCAUUUAACCUCAAUAAGUCACAUAACAUGAAGACAUCUAGCAUCUGGAAUGAAACCUGGAAGACCUCCCAGAGCCUCGACAUGGACAUCAAGGACAUUCACACUCAGAUUGAGAUGGAUGAGGUACACUGGCAGCUGAUGGAAGCUGCAUGUAAGGAACAGAUUAGUGAGAUCCAAAAUAAAUAUGGAGUUGCGUUUCAUGCUGAACCUGUCCUUGGCUCGGUCAAGGUGUCAGCACGCUCUGUAGGAACUCAUCAGUUUAAUCUUGAAGCUCACGCCCUCAAUGCCUUAACUCAUCUCUACCAAAAGGUAGUCACCUCAGCGGUCACCUGUGAACUUAAAGAUGCUUCCCACACUGAAGUAGUGUCCCAGGUAUUUAAGAGUAUUCAAUCUCAAGGCACUUGUGUUGGAGAAGGAACAAGAAAUGGAAGCUGGACACUUUUUGGACUUCCAAAACAUCUCGUUACUGCCAUAGGUGAAAUCGAGAAGACUCUUGGGCAGCCUGUAUUCGAUGAGAAGAUAACGAAAUUGCUCAGAUACCCGUGGAAAUUUCCACAGGCAAGUCAGAAGGAUCAAAUGGAGACUGAUGGGAUUGGAGGGGCGUAUGGAACUGGCCUGAGAGGUGGCAGAGACAAUCCUGAUUUCACCCAAAAGUUUCCAAAUAAAACAAAAGAAGAUGAUAAAAAGGAAGAAAAUGAUGAUACAUGUCCAAUUUGCUUGGAUACGUUUACUCAAAAGACAAAACUAAAAUGUGGUCAUGAGUUCUGCAAAGACUGUCUACGACAAUCAAUACAGAGCAGCGGAGAAAUCUGUCCUUUGUGUAAGAAAAUCUUUGGGAAAUUAAAAGGAACGCAGCCUGCUGGACACAUGACUUGGCGAAUCCUAAAGCAUUUUCCUCUCCCUGGCUUUCCAUAUUGUGACACAAUCGAGAUUCAUUACAACAUACCAAAUGGCAUUCAGACGUCGGAUCAUCCAAACCCUGGACAACCUUACCACGGAACUAAUCGCACCGCAUACCUACCAAACAAUGCUGAAGGAAAUCAUGUGCUCAAGCUGCUGGAAAGAGCUUUUAAUGAGAAACUCAUCUUUACUGUUGGAUUAUCCACAACAUCUGGUAGAGAUAAUGCAGUGAUCUGGAACGACAUUCAUCACAAGACGAAUAGAGACGGUGGGCAACAGGGUUAUGGAUAUCCAGAUCCUGAUUACUUAAGGAGGGUAAAAGAAGAGCUGAAGGCCAAAGGCAUUGAGUGAAUAUUAAAAAUACAGAAUUCUGAUAUCAUGUUGUAUUUAUAGCUGAAAUGCUUUUUAAAAGUUUUAAUAAUACUAUUAAAAAAACAACAACCAAAAACACAAAAAAGUGUAAGUCUGAAAUGAAGGUUAGCUUUGGUUCGGUUUGCUGUGUAACACGCCUACUGUAGAUCAUUACUCAGGUGAUGGAUUUACUUUAGUAUUCUGAUUGGUAGAUUUCAUGGAUUUCUUGUUUUCUCUUAAUUCUGUUUUUGUUCUUUAACAGAAAUGUUAAUGCAACUUUAUAGAAAUAGCUACAUUAAGUUUAGCACCUUCAGAUUAUCUGUGUGAUUUGAUGCUGAAAUGGUUUUAUGUAAUGCUGGAAAUAAAUCAAGCGUCAUAUAAAAAUGG
Tachysurus fulvidraco (yellow catfish) is the source of this 3213-nucleotide messenger RNA. It is a transcript of the gene dtx3lb.2, whose product is annotated as deltex E3 ubiquitin ligase 3L b, tandem duplicate 2. The transcript has 16 exons. The coding region runs from base 157 to 2826 and encodes 889 amino acids. Gene Ontology annotation, molecular function: metal ion binding. NCBI's taxonomy places the organism in Eukaryota, Metazoa, Chordata, Actinopteri, Siluriformes, Bagridae. Gene Ontology annotation, biological process: Notch signaling pathway; protein ubiquitination. The record is from RefSeq and is a predicted model, not a curated record.